This is a messenger RNA of Myiozetetes cayanensis, 721 nucleotides long. It is a transcript of the gene POP5, whose product is annotated as POP5 homolog, ribonuclease P/MRP subunit. The record is from RefSeq and is a predicted model, not a curated record. The transcript has 5 exons. Gene Ontology annotation, cellular component: ribonuclease P complex. Gene Ontology annotation, biological process: tRNA 5'-leader removal. Gene Ontology annotation, molecular function: ribonuclease P RNA binding. The coding region runs from base 44 to 550 and encodes 168 amino acids. NCBI's taxonomy places the organism in Eukaryota, Metazoa, Chordata, Aves, Passeriformes, Tyrannidae.
GCGGGCCGUCCGUCCGGGCCGCGGGCCGCGCGCCGCCGCCGCCAUGGUUCGGUUCAAGAACAGGUACGUGCUGUGCGAGGUGCUCUCGGACGACCCGCGCUGCCGCCAGUGCAUCGAGGACCGCGCCGUGGGCCUCGCCGUCAGGGACGCCAUCGGGCGGGUGCACGGCGACUACGGCCUGGCCUGCUGCUCCAUCUCCUUCACAGUGAAGUACCUGAACGCCUACACCGGGACGGUGCUGCUGCGCUGCCGCAAGGACUCGUACCGGCUGCUGUGCUCGGCGCUGCCCUUCGUGCGGUACCUGGAGAGCCGCGCCCAGCGCUACCCCUGCGCCCUCAACACCCUGCACGUCGGAGGUACCAUAAGAACAUGUCAGAAAUUUCUGAUUCAGUAUAACAGAAGACAGCUGCUGAUGCUGUUGCAAAACUGUACAAAUGAAGAGGAAAGACAGUGUAUACAGAAGUCCUUGUUGAGCUGUUCCCUUACAGAAGAGCAGUCUCAGAGUGGAGAUGAAGAGGAUGAUGAUGGCACAGACACAGAGACAGAGUGAACGUCACUUGCUCCUGUUCACCUCCAUCCUGAACUCAUGUAAUCAAGAUGUGACCAGUUACCUUCAGUGUUAAGCAAAGCAGGGCACAAGAAGAGCACCUGUUCAUAUUUGUACUUCAUUCCCCAUUCCAAGUGUUCUUAAAUAAAUUUUUAAAAAAUGAAAUGUGGUUUC